AACUCUGUUCGUAGUCGGUCGUUAUGGUGUUUUCAUAUAAAUCAGAUUAAGUUCUCAAAAUAAAUAUAUUAUUAACUGUGCUCGCACCAUCAUUUCAAUUUUGUGGAGAUAAAAUGUCGGCAUACGCAAUAUAUGGAUGCAGCUUUGAAGUCUUUGGACGGGUUCAAGGUGUCUUCUUCCGCAAGUACACUGAGAAGCAGGCCAAUAACUUGGGAGUGCGCGGUUGGUGUAUGAAUACCGCAGCGAACACGGUUAAGGGUGAAUUGGAGGCACCUCUCGCUCCGCUAAAUGAAAUGAAAGAAUGGCUGAAGACCAAAGGUAGUCCCGCCAGUAGGAUUGAAAGAGUCGAAUUUUCACCAACGAAGGAGAUUGCCAACUAUUCUUUCAAUGGCUUCACCAUAAGAAAAUAAGUUACUGUAAAUCCAGAACGCUUGCAGUUUGUUUAUAGUGAAGAUUACAAGAGGAGAUUAAAAGAUUUCAGAUAUAUCAAACCUAAAUAUGCAAAUAAAAUACUGAUCACCAUCACCA
Drosophila innubila is the source of this 528-nucleotide messenger RNA. RefSeq names its product acylphosphatase-2. Bases 114 to 410 code for a protein of 98 amino acids. The record is from RefSeq and is a predicted model, not a curated record. Lineage: Eukaryota; Metazoa; Arthropoda; Insecta; Diptera; Drosophilidae. Gene Ontology annotation, molecular function: acylphosphatase activity. The transcript is spliced from 5 exons.